AUGUCAUUCAAACGUGUAUGUGAUGGACCAGGAAAUGAUUUACUCAAAAGUCUUGAGUCACAAAGGAUCAGGCAAUUAUUAGGCAUACAAAUACCAGAAGGUGAAGCUAAAUUGUUGUCUAAUGGAAAAUUGACUUGUAUGAUUUGUAUUCAAAGACCAAUUUUUGAUACUAUUAAUAUGCUUUCAAUUCAUAGAAAGGGGAAAAAACACUUAAAUGAACUCAGUAAAUAUUUGCAAAGGAAAGAAGAAUUAGAGUUGAUGAAAAUUAAACAACAGCAAAAACAGAACAUACAAUCAUUUGGUGCUAUAAAAAAUCUUGUUGGUCCUACUGAACGUAAAAAAAAAUUAGAAUUUCCAGAAAAUGAUAUGCCUCAAGAAUCUGCAAUUGUAUCACGUUACAUUUCUUCAAUGAAAAAAAAACCAUCAUUACAACAAGUUAUAAAUCGUGCUAAACAACAUUCAUAUAAACCAUUUAUAUCUCAUUUAAAUACAACUAUUUCACAAAGUAGUCCAUUUACCAAUCAAGUUUCUACUAGUAGAAAAACAAUUGAAAUCGGUUGGAUAAAAAAUUCUGAUGGAUCAUGGUCUAAGGAUCCACAAGCUGAAUUUGAUUCUGAUGAUGACUGAUUUUUGUGCACAUAUAGUAUAGUGAAAUACUAUACCAAAACAAAUAACAUCUAUUGCUGAGAAGUCUUCCAAUACAAAAUUACCACUCAU
Molecule: messenger RNA, 717 nt
Organism: Sipha flava (yellow sugarcane aphid)
Lineage: Eukaryota; Metazoa; Arthropoda; Insecta; Hemiptera; Aphididae
Product: sodium channel modifier 1-like
Exons: 6
Coding region: 1-627 (208 amino acids)
Biological process (GO): RNA splicing
Cellular component (GO): nucleus
Source: RefSeq, a predicted model, not a curated record